AUGCACAUUAUCUUUCAUAUAUUAUUAAUCGUUGCCAUAUUUACAUUCAGUAUCCAUUGUCAAGGUGGUGAAGGUAAUGAUUAUGGCAGUGGUAAUUAUGAUAGUGGUAGUUAUAGCAGUGGUGAUGAUGACAGUGAUAUCAUUUAUCUAUUAUAUGCUAUUUGUUAUCUUUUAGUCGUUAUAUCUGAUAACGAGAUUAUUGUUCUCCUUUGGAAUAAAUUCGUAAAAAUAUUAAAUGAAAAUUACAUUGUUAUAGUUUCAUUAAUAUGUACAACAUCUCUUGCAAUAUAUAUUAUCGUAUUAAUACGCAAUUGGGUUCUAUCGAAUGAUACAUCACAUCCGUCAAACGUAACAUUCGUUAAUGAAGUCGAUUCAAUUAGCAAUAAGGCUAAUGCGGAGAGCUCGAACAGUCUUUUCCCAUCAGGUCAAUGGAUAAGUCGUUAUUUUCAAUAUAAAAAAUGGCAUGGAUCUCAUCUUUUUUCGCUUUCUUUCAACCAUGAACAACAAAAAGUCACAGGUUCGGGAAAAGACGAUAUCGGUGAGUUUUCUAUCGAUGGUAUAUAUUCGUUUAAUACUCGUCGAAUUGGCCUUACGAAAAAAUAUCAAAAAGGUACAGGAAAUUCAUCACAGAAUUUGGAACAUACAGUGAUCAUCCAACUUAAAUGGGAUUCCCAAAGACAAUUAUUCGAUGGUAAAUGGUAUGUCAAAACGAAGAAGUAUCAAGGUGAAGACAAAUUUGAACUUCAAUUUGAUCAAUCAACGACGAUUGUCGAUAAACAAUAA
Messenger RNA from Adineta steineri, 783 nucleotides. NCBI's taxonomy places the organism in Eukaryota, Metazoa, Rotifera, Eurotatoria, Adinetida, Adinetidae. The record is from the annotation of a GenBank genome assembly.